This is a messenger RNA of Acanthoscelides obtectus, 5534 nucleotides long. NCBI's taxonomy places the organism in Eukaryota, Metazoa, Arthropoda, Insecta, Coleoptera, Chrysomelidae. The record is from the annotation of a GenBank genome assembly.
CAAACACCUGGGCUGACACCCUUCACUAAGAACUUCACAUUCACUUCAUAUCCUGGACGGUUAUUAAACACACACAAUUCAUACUCUUCUCUGCAAACUUUGCAGGCUAUCGGGGGUGUUGUCUGAAACGACAGGUUGUUACCGUGGUAUUCAGUGUCUCGUAAAAGCGUCAUUUCAAAUAUGUAACGAUACGUGAACUACAAAAAAGAAGAUUUGCUUGAAUUAACUAAAGGCGAACCGACGUGUCUCCAGUGUCUAACGGAUGGAAUAAUGUGCAUCAGUUGCGGGGAGUGUUAACCGGUUGGUUGCCGCCUUUUGGGGGCGGCAAAGCGGGCGGAGAAAAAAUGUCAUCGAUUUCGGCGCAAGGGGUGGUUGAACGGGCCUCUGCGGAACUGUCCAAGCGGAUCAACGGUUUAGGGCUAAGAGGCAGCAAACAUCAUCAUGCAGCCACUUCGGCGAAAACCAGUGUCAUGGAGAGGGUCACCAAUGUAUUUUGCGGCGGCGGCGGUAGCAAUGCGGCUGCUGCAACGGCGGCUACGUUGGGAGCACCAGAAAAGCCAAGUAGGCUUCUUCCCCAGAAACCAGGCAUGCAAAAACCAGGAUCCGCUCCUUCGUCUAUCGCACCAUCCUACAGAAAACAGCGCCAACUUCCCAUUUAUCUGAGUUGGGAUGAAUUGAUGAUUGAUGAAAAAUUCCUCACAAUGUUCUUCUACUACUUCAGUCCAUGUGAAAGGUGUGUCCUUGCUAGAGUGUGUAUUAGGUGGCGCGAUGUACUUUACAAAUCACCCCGCUUUUGGUCUGGUUUGGUACCGGUGCUGCAAUGCCGCGAGAUGCGUGGUUGCCACACUACAGAGCGCACUCGUUUAUAUUCGUCAGUGUUGAGGAGAGGAUUUCACAGUUUGAGGUUGGUUUCAGCAUCGGACGAAGACGCCAUUGAUCUGGUUAAUACUUUCCCGCUCGCAGCCAAACACGUCCAUUCAUUGAGUCUGCGUUGCUCUAGUAUCACGGAUAGAGGGCUUGAGACAUUGUUGGAUCACUUACAGGCGCUGUAUGAACUUGAGCUGGCAGGAUGUAACGAGAUUACAGAAGCUGGAUUGUGGGCUUGUCUUAGCCCUCGCAUCGUGUCUCUGACGCUCACAGACUGUAUCAACGUGGCCGAUGAAGCAGUGGGUGCUGUAGCACAAUUGUUGCCCGCGCUUUAUGAGUUCUCCCUGCAGGCAUACCAUGUCACCGAUGCAGCUUUAGGAUAUUUCUCACCCAAACAGAGCCACACGCUGAAUGUGCUCAGGUUACAUUCUUGUUGGGAGAUCACCAACCACGGAGUUGUAAAUAUAGUUCAUUCGCUGCCAAAUUUGACUGUACUCAGCUUAUCGGGAUGUAGUAAAAUAACGGAUGACGGCGUAGAGCUGAUAGCUGAAAAUUUACAAAAACUCAGAUCUUUGGAUCUGUCCUGGUGUCCUAGAAUUACCGACGCUGCCUUGGAAUAUAUAGCCUGUGACCUCAAUCAAUUAGAAGAAUUAGUCCUCGACAGAUGUGUACAUAUAACCGAUAUAGGAAUAGGAUAUAUUUCUACGAUGUUAUCACUACAAUCGCUAUACUUACGUUGGUGUUCACAAAUUAGAGACUUCGGACUGCAGCACCUUUGUGGUAUGAGAAACCUACAAAUAUUAUCAUUAGCAGGAUGCCCUCUAUUAACAUCUAGCGGUUUAUCAAGCCUAAUACAGCUAAGGCACAUGCGUGAACUUGAGCUGACAAACUGCCCAGGAGCUUCAAGAGAACUGUUUGACUAUCUCAGAGAACAUUUGCCGCGAUGCCUCGUUAUAGAAUAAGCCAAACAUAUGUAGUAAAUUCACGUUAAUUUUUUAACAUUGUUGUUCUUUAACGUUUUCAUAAAAAUCGCUUCGAACUUCCAUUUGUCUGAAUUUUAUGUUCUAUAGGUAAGACAUAAAACUCAAACUAAUAAUUCAUAAUUUUUCCCAAAGUGUUUGCUCUGCACUUAGCAAAUAGGUUUCACACUUUAAAUGAUAAUUUCACACAAACAACAAUGUAACCAACGCUCAGGGACGUAGUGUCGAGGGGGGUAGAGGGAAGCCAACCAUCCCAGAAAUCUGUCAAGCUGUCGAAAAUUGGCCAAUAAAAUGAUAAUUUGGAUGACAUAAUAAAUAGUGAUCGCAUCCCAUACUGAAGUACUGUAAAUUACAACAUGCUCACCAAAUAUUAUGCAAAUAAUUAGGAAACUUGGAAAAUAAAACAGUAUAGUUCCGAACACAAGUUAAGACCUGAAUAAAUAAAAAUAAAUAAAAGAUUAAGAGUAAAAAUGCAUGACUUUUAACCAAUAACUGUCGAGUUAGCGAAUGACGGCAAAUAGCAAAUCAACAAAUAAGUUGUAUUCAAGGCGCUCUGACUUGAGAAUAGAGGUGUCCGACAGCGCGUUUACCCCAUAUCCAGGAGCGUAGUAGCAAGUUUCGGAAGUUGGUAAAAACCACCAAGUUGGGAAAACAUUGAGUAGCAGUAACGUGCUAUUAAAUACAUCAGAUAUUUUAUAUUGCAGAACGGCAGAACUGAAUGUUCGUAAUAUCGCUGUUGCGAGUAGGAACCUCAUUCUCCUCUUAUAUUGAUCUAGAUACAUUACCUUUGCAUUUGUUAAAUCUUAAAGUAUAGCUGCAAAUGCACAUGCUUUUCUCAUGUAGUAUUUUCCUCGCCUUUGUACACAUUCAAAUGGCAAAAACUGACUCAUAUAUACUAAUUAUGGAUUUCGUUACUUCACUAUUCGGCGUAUAAAGUAAAAAGCACAACCUAUUUUCAUUAAUCAGUGCAUAGUACGCCUCUAAUUUAAAUAAAAUAAUAAAUUUAAUUGAUAGCGCCGGGCGUUUAACGUCUAGCAGUUAGACAUUUAUGUUUCAUUCAUGGAUUGGAUCUGUCAAUCUGUAGCAUGUGGCAGCGAUACAUGUCCCUACAUGCUCAACAUAUGAGUGACCAGCCUGUAACCUCUUUUAAGUCAAACGUUAUAAUCUGGAAUCUAAAAGCUUGAAUAGAAUGCAGCAAAAUAAUCAUAAAUAAGCACAACUGCAUAAAAAACUAAAUUAUAUGAGCCGAUUAAAACAGUGAGAUCAAAUUUAAUGAGCAUACGAGUACGCGUGUACAGUAUGUUUUUUAUAUUGACUUUAACGUGAAUUUACUAGCUCAUACACUGUAUUUUGUCCAACUUAUUAUUAUAUAUUUGAUAAUACGAGUGCAAUAAUUUCUUUUAUACUUUUUUAACAUUCCUUUUCUUAUGGAAUACCUUGUUAUUUUGGUCCACAGAAAAAUAUAUACCUAGAUAAGGAUUCUCUUACGGAAGUAAGAAGCUUCUUCAACUGAAGAUAAUAUUCUUAUAUAUUAGUUUUUACAAAUAUUUAUUUAAUAUAUGAUAUUUAUUUAAUUAUACAAAUUACAACAUAAUAUAAAAUCUUCAAACAUGAUUUCGAAAUAUACCAACUAUCCGAACCGUUUUUGAAAGCUGAUGAUUUCACUGUAUUUGAUGGUAGUUAAUUUCAUGAAUUAAACACUCUAAAAAAAAAUAAGAUUUUUAGGUAUUUAUGAGGCUUACAGAAUGAAACUAUACGUAAAAAGAUCCGACUAAUAGUUACAGGGUCCACUGAAUUACAUUUCGUCGUAAAGGAACGGGAUUACGUGACCUACUUAUUUGCCAAAGUCAUGCAGUCAUCAAUAAUGCGUCCAAUCAGCACAUGCUACAUAAUAAUUAGUCAUUGACAGUUUGAAACAUAAUUGUGUCUUCAGUUUGCAUGCUAACUUUAUGAACAAUUCAGCGCAUUCAGUAUGAAAUAUUUUUUUUUUCAACUUCAAGGCUUAUCUGUGACCAUGUAAAAAUUUUAGCUCUAAGUAUGAAUGCACAAGAGUAUCAAAAAAUCUUGAAAUGUUUUUCUUCGCAACUUUUUUACUAUUAGUGGGAUCUUUUUAUCUGGAGGUCUCAUAAGUACCUAAAAAAUUUUAUUUGAAGAGUUUUUUCGGUCCUGCCAACACUUUCGAUUGAAUCCCAAAAAACACGUUUUCCCACAAAAAUUGGUAAACCCAUUUUAUGCGUCUAUGUUGUACAUACCCCUUGAACAACUUGCAUCAAUAAAACUACACUUUACAACCAGGAGUAUUUUCGUCUGAUAUGACUAGACUAUAGAUUGAAGUUGUGUCCACGUAAAUGAUUUUUGUUUAGCUGAGCCAAAUUUGUCGUGACCACCCCAAAAAAACUUAUCGAGUAACAGGAAGGUGAUUAUCAUUAUCAGAUCUUCUCUAUGGUAUCUCGCCAUGAAAGUAGUCAUCUUGAAUAAUUUUAGCCUCUCUUCAUAGCCAGGUCAUCUGAUGCGAGUGGCACGACGCUGGAGAUUUUCAAGAAAAUCGCAGUCUUGAGCGAAAGCUGAGUACCAAACAUUCCAUUAUCGCUCAUAUGUACUUUUUGUAAAGUCAAACAUGUGGCAAAAUCGCAUCUAUUGAAGGCUUUUGCAGAGAGGUAUAAAAUAAACGUCUUUCUGAUUGGAUACUCUUGUAAUGGCUUGGUCUCAAAAAGUAGGCUACAUUUGGAUUGUUUGUUCCAAUAUGCAUUGAGCUGCACUUUGUUGAAUUUAAAGGAAGCAGGCCACUGGACAACGGCGUCCUCUGAAAUACCUCACUGUUGAUGUACAGGACAGGUACCCAGCUGAUUUAAGGAAAUGAAAUAACACCAAAGGUGUUUUCAACUAUAUUUAUAGUUCAAUUAUAUCAUAAUUGGACGGAAAAUCCCCUGGUUUGCGAAAUAGUUGCAACAUCGGCACAUAAAAUGGUUAGCUCAUGUUUUCUGGAAAAACAUUUUAUUCAACGAGAAAUUAUAAGAAAACGCAUUUUUUGAGAUUCAGUUGAAAAUGUUUGCAUGAACGAGACUUACAAAAUGAAACCACACAUGAAAAUAUGAAAGAACAAAAGAGUUAUGGCCAAAAACCUAGGUUUUGGUAUUUGUUUUAUUGUAGUCGAUUAGUAAACUAGUUUUUAAGAAUUAUAAAUUGUUUAUCCCAAAACACCAAGCCAAGACUGAUUAUGAUAUCGGCCCUAUGUCUACCAGGAAACAAGUGGAAGUAUCUAAAGAUAAAGCUCAAAUGAUAAGGUAUUCUUAUCUGGUGUCUGAGUUGUCAUUCGUCAAAAAUUAAUAUUUAUUAUUUAACGCUUAGCUAUCAAAAUCAAUAAAAAUAGAUUUAGAUUUUCUGGCAAUUAUAAACUAGUAGCAAUAAAAUUAUUAUUGUAAGCAAUACGUCCAUGAUGACAAUACAGAUUAAAUAUUUUUUGUGGACCAUAACUUAAACUUAUUUAUUUGAUGUAUGAACCUGUAGAAAUUGCUAAAGGCAGAAAUUGCGAGAAUAAUACAAAAUUACUGUUUUAUUCUUUGCAUAACGUUCUUUUUCAAGUACUUUGUACAAGGUGCUUCACUUUUUGGGAAAACCUUGUGGCAUUUUUAAUAAAGUUGAGUGCUUUGUAUAUUACUUCCUGGAAUAUAUGUGAUGUAAAUACAG